CACAGACAGCUGAAAGAUAGUCUGAACACACUUGGGCUGCCUUUAACUGCAUUAAAUACGGGACAUGCUCCUUGGGAGAAUGAGGAAAGAAGAAGACCAUGAAAUUUGUGAAGUAAUCAGAAGUGAUGAUGGCAUAGCUGAUGAAGAUCCCACAGCGCAAUGUCAGAAAAAAAAACACAAACUCAAAAUACCAAAAAAUAUUCCAAUUAAAAUCUUUACUAAACUCCAGAAGAAUUUCAAAUCUGAAGAAACUCUACGCCCCAAAACACAAUUAGAAGAAGACCAUGAAAUUUGUGAAGAAAUCAGAAGUGAUGAUGGCAUAGCUGAUGAAGAUCCCACAGCGCAAUGUCAGAAAAAAAAGCACAAACUCAAAAUACCAAAAAAUGUUCAUACGAAAAUCUUUACAAAACUCCAGAAGAAUUUCAAAUCUGAAGAAACUCUACGCCCCAAAACACAAUUAGUUGUGGACCGUGAUGGAUUUGAAGGCAUAGCAGAUUUCCCUGGUGAUACUGAAGAGGAAAAACAGAAACAUGCGAUCAAAAUGAAACUGAAAAUUCCAGACUUCAUGAAACGGAAGAAGAAUUCAAAAUCCCACGAAACUCUAUCAGUGGAGCUGGAUUUUACUGGAAACCUUGAACAGAACCGUCUGACUGAAGCACAGCAGCAGCUUGUGAAAGCUGAGGAAUGUCUCUUCGGUUCAAAUGAAGUGGCCAGGACAGAAGAAAUGGUGGACAAGCUGCAGACAGACUAUGAGUUCUUUAUUUUGCGACUGAGGAUGGCCAUCUAUGAUUCUUUCAAUGAGGACAAUCAGGAGACUCUCAAGAGUGCUUUGACUUCAAUACUUCAAGAGGAGGAACAAGAUAGACGCUGGGCGGAAGUGGCGGUGGAUCAGCGUCCAAAAUGGAGGCCCACAAAGUGCAGAGAGAUGCAUGACAAUUUACUCCAGACGGUCGUGGAGGAACGAAUGAAGACUGCAGAUGAACAGGAGAAUAAAGUAGACAAGCUGUCUACCUCCUUGAAGACAGAAGUGUGUCGAAUGGGCAAACAAGUACAAAAAGACCUGCUUAGAGUGGUCCAAAAUCUGAGAGAAUGUUAUCCACCAGACUUUGACAUUUGCAGAACGUAUGCUCAACUCUACCAUCAGACCUUCUCUACCAGACUCCAAGAGCUCGUCAGAUCCAGUAUUGAUUUUGAGGACUGCCACUAUAUAUUGAGUUGGAUUGUCAAUUACUACCCAAAAGAUGUAUUGAAGCACGUACAACUAGAGGAGCACAUUAACAACUCAUCGAUUGGACCUUUGUUACCUGAAGAAGAUCUUAAGAGAUUAGAGGAACAGUACUUCUCAUACAAAGAGAACGAGAUAAGACAGUGGUUAGUCACCGCUCUUGAGAAAGAAGUGAAAAACUUUUGUGAUGACUUUGAUCCAGAGAUCAUGGAUGGAUACUACUUCAGCAACCUUGCUGUAGAUGUUUUACCACUUGUUGAUGCAACUGUGAGAGAGGUCAACACACUUUUGGGCUGUGAAAGUAAAGCCAGGAGUCUUCUAUGCCAUCUUGGCAGAUUUCUUCUGAGCUAUAAGGCAAGUCUAGAGGAACUUCUCAAAAGAAAACAAGAAAACAUUCCUAAAACUCUCAGUGCUAGUCUCAAUAAUAUUUACCUGUUUAGGGAUUAUGUCCAAAGACCAGAACAUCUUUUCUCAGAUGACUCUAGAAAGGCUUGUCUGUCCACAUUAGCAGACCUAAAAAACAUCUGUCACGAAUACUUCCUCAGUCGAAUUCACUCAGAACUGAAGCCGCUGUACCGUAAGCUGUGGACUCAAGCCUGGUUUGCUAAACAUUCUGAGGUUGAGGAGGAGCUGAUGAAGGCGCUGGAGAAUAACAUAGAUCAAUUCAAAGAACUAAAGCCAGUCUGCCGAGAGGAACUGCUGGCCGAGCUGCAUGUAGAAGUAAUGGUUGAGUAUGUGAGACGAAUGAUGAAGAGAAAACUAAAACUGAAGAACAAAGAACAGCAAGAUGCAGCUGCUGAGUUCAUGUGCCAAGACAACAGUCAAAUCUGCUCUGUGUUUGCCAAAGUGGGAUCCAAAGAGGAAUGGCUCUGUCAAAUACUGCCAAAAUUAUCAGAGAUUCUGAGACUGCAGGAUCUUGGGAGUUUGCAAAUUGAGAUUGUUACUCUGGCAAGAGACUAUCCUGAUAUUAGUGAGCAGCAUGUUCUUGCUGUCCUGAACCUGAAGACCAACCUUUCAAGCUCAGAUUUGCGUAGGAUCAAAGGGUGUUUAAGUGAAAGCAGAGACAGAGAGGACACUGAGUCCUUCCCUUCCUUCUUCUCUAAAGUUCUUGUCAAACAAAAAAUCAUCUGCCAUCUGCCAUGUUAAUCAACUGUGAUACACAAUCAGUAUUGUUAUUUAAUAUUUAUUAUUUACAGCUCAGUGAUGUUUUCUCAAGGGAUUUACACUUUUCUCUAGCACUAAGGUCAAGAAUUAAAUAUUUAUUUAGAAUAAAAUGUGUAUUUAAUGAGCCGUAUUUUAUAAUUUGAUGAAACAUUACAAGGUGUUCAAAUGGAUGUGUUAAUGAUUUGAGAGCACUGAGCAUGUGUAUAAUCAGUUGAGAAAGCCUCAGAAGUUCUAAAAUCAUAAUGGUAAAAAAAAUCUCAAAAGGUACAGCCAUAUUUUUCUUGCACUGUGUUUUAGUUUUAUUCAAAUGUAUGUUUGGAGUAACUGAAUUGAAUGCAUGGGGAAGCAGAUACUUAGAGA
Messenger RNA from Pimephales promelas (fathead minnow), 2749 nucleotides. RefSeq names its product tumor necrosis factor alpha-induced protein 2. The record is from RefSeq and is a predicted model, not a curated record. Gene Ontology annotation, biological process: exocytosis; exocyst localization. Gene Ontology annotation, cellular component: exocyst. NCBI's taxonomy places the organism in Eukaryota, Metazoa, Chordata, Actinopteri, Cypriniformes, Leuciscidae. Gene Ontology annotation, molecular function: SNARE binding.